CCUAGAAAUACAUUAAUCAUAUAUUUCUGAUAUAUAUCAGAAGCCGUCACCUCCAUAUGUAACACAAACUUUUGUACGCCAACGUAGUUCAAAGCACCCUCAAACAAUAUUCAAAUGUCUCUCUGUUUUCAAUUUUAAAAGAUAUUUUAAAUUAUUGUUUUCUUCUCUCUCUCUUUUUAUAAGAUAAAGUUUAGAGGAAUUUGAGGAACAACACCAUUUGAUAACAAGGGUGUGAAUUGGAAUGCAAAGAGGUGAAAUGAAGCUUGAUGAAGAUCUUGAUCAUAAACUUGACCGUGAAGAUGAUUUUCAAACGGAUGAUGAAGAAAAUCAAGCAGAUAGGGAUUUUAAAAAUCAAAUGGAUGAUGAUGAUACCGAAUCAUCAGAUAAUAAGAAUUCACCUCCUUCAAGAUAUUCAUCAAAUGAGGUUGAUUUUAACACCACAUGGCCUCAAACCUAUAGGACAUCGAUGGAUAUGUUAACAAGUGUUAGUGUAACCCCGCCUGGAAUUAGUUUCCUAAGGAAAAUUGGUUCAGCAGGGAAGGGUAGUUAUCUCUUUAAGGAAAACCAAGAUGAUUAUAAUUCUUUAACUAUACCUCUUGUUACCGAGGAAGAUUCAAUCAAAAAAGAGGAUCCGACUUCAACAACAUCUCAUCAUCAAUCACCUGUCAGCUGUUCAAAAAUCUCUACCUCUGAAUUUCCAACACCACAGAGGCAAUGCUCCUUGGCACAAUCAGUAAUUAAUGGAACCAAUCUAUUAUGUGGGAUAGGACUUAUGACCAUGCCAUAUGCAGUAAAAGAAGGAGGGUUGUUGAGCCUUACAUUACUGCUACUGUUUGCUGUCAUUUGUUGCUAUACUGGAAUUUUAUUGAUGAGGUGUUUACAAAGCUACCCUGGACUCCACAGUUAUCCGGAUAUUGGCCAAGCUGCUUUUGGAACUGCUGGUCGCUUCGGGAUCGCGAUCGUUUUAUACAUGGAACUAUUUGCUUCUUGUGUUGAGUUUUUAACACUUAUAAGUGAUAAUCUCUCAUCACUUUUCCCUAACACCAGCAUGUUCAUAGCUGGCACUGAACUUAGUACACAUCAAGUUUUCGGCAUCACCGCAGCUCUUCUUGUUUUGCCAACAGUUUGGUUGAGAAAUCUAAGCCUGCUUUCAUAUAUUUCAGUUGGAGGAAUAUUUGCGACAAUAGUUGUAGCACUUUGUUUGUUCUGGGUUGGUGCAAUUGACCAAGUUGGAAUUAUUAAUCCGGGAAACAAACUUAUAGACAUUGAAAAAAUAUCUGUAUCAAUUGGUCUGUUUGGUUUCGGAUUUGCUGGCCAUGCAGUUUUUCCAAAUGUCUACUCUUCCAUGAAGGAUCAAUCCAAAUUCCCAUUAGUUCUAUAUAUCAGUUUUGCUUUCUGUCUUGUUAUGUACAUCAGUGUAGGAGCAGUUGGCUAUUUAUUGUUUGGUGACAAAACUGAAUCCCAGUUUACCUUAAACAUGCCCAAAGAGUUAUAUGCAUCAAAGAUAGCAACUUGGACAACUGUUGUGACUCCUCUGGCAAAAUAUGCCUUAACAUUAUUGCCUAUUGCAUCAAGCAUAGAGGAACUUGUCCCUUCUCCUAGGCUAAGAUGUUAUCCUAUGUCUAUUCUCAUCAGAACAGCUUUAGUGGUUUCAAGUUUAGUUGUGGCCCUCUCUUUUCCAUAUUUUGGUUCUGUGAUGGCUCUAAUUGGUUCUCUAAUGUCAAUGAUAGUUGCACUUAUAUAUCCUUGUGCAUGUUAUCUCAAGCUACAAAGUGGCAAAUUAUCAAAUAUGCAGAUAACAAGUUGCAUUUUGAUUAUUAUUGUUGGGGUGAUAAGUGGUAUCUUAGGAACAUACUCAGCUACUACAAGAAUAUUUGGCGAUGGAGACUAAAUGAUAGUAUUAAUAUUAUUGUAAAAGUCACUUUUUUUUUUUUUUUUGGCUUGUGUUAGAUAUUUUUAGACUUUUUGAGAUAUGCAAGUCAAAAUUGUUGUUGUAUGUGUGUUUAUAUACACCAUAGUAGAUGAGAGAAGGAUUAUAGCCAUAUAUUUGUGAGAAUGAGCAUUUGAUUGUAAUGCUUAUUUGAUUUGUACUAUUAUUAUACACUUUGAUGAAAAUGAAUAUUAGUAGAAGAA
Messenger RNA from Medicago truncatula (barrel medic), 2133 nucleotides. RefSeq names its product amino acid transporter AVT1D. The record is from RefSeq and is a predicted model, not a curated record. Gene Ontology annotation, cellular component: vacuolar membrane. Gene Ontology annotation, molecular function: L-amino acid transmembrane transporter activity. The transcript is spliced from 11 exons. Gene Ontology annotation, biological process: amino acid transmembrane transport. NCBI's taxonomy places the organism in Eukaryota, Viridiplantae, Streptophyta, Magnoliopsida, Fabales, Fabaceae. Bases 242 to 1891 code for a protein of 549 amino acids.